Molecule: messenger RNA, 4002 nt
Organism: Heterostelium album PN500
Lineage: Eukaryota; Evosea; Eumycetozoa; Acytosteliales; Acytosteliaceae
Exons: 11
Coding region: 1-4002 (1333 amino acids)
Source: RefSeq, a predicted model, not a curated record
AUGUCAAACAACAACAAUCAUAAGAAAUUAAAUCUUGUAAAUAAUCAAUUAUUUAGUAGAUUAAAUAUUUAUCAGGAUCAUCAUGAUGAUGGUGAUAAUGAUGCCGACAGCCAUGAUCAUGGUCAGGAACAAGCACAGUCAAAGUCAGUGGCUCAGCAGGUGCCAAGAGAUCAGUCACCGAUGGCGAUUGGCGGUGCUCUAAAGAAUGUAAUACAGAAACACGAUUUCACUGUGUUCCUGUCGAAUCCUUCCGGUGGAAAUUUAGAGGUCACUGGUAGUUUCGCAACUGGAAAUACCAGUCAUGUUGCAGCUGCUCUCACUCCUACUGCUGCAGUUGUUAUGGACCAGAAACAGCAACAGCAGCAAUUCCAACAACCAGCUGUUCUCACCAAAGAGAAAUCACGUGCCAUUCUCAGUGCGGUGUUGCAGACUGCCAAUCGUGUCACACCGGUACUCUCACUGAAACGAUCGAUCGAUAAAAACAAACCGUUGGUACUCAAUCCAACGGUAUCAACGAUAGUUGUCUUACAAUCUUUCGACACUGCCACCCCUCACAGUGGCAGAGCCAAAGUCACCGAGACAAUCGCAGUUGAGAUCGCGCCAGAAAGCGGUGCAAUCACUGCCGACCUAUCAAUCGAUGACAAAGCAUCGGGAUCAUCUGAUCCCUAUGUUUGUGUACAUCUCGCGCCUCACGAGGACGACUGUCACAAAUCAAAGUCGUCGCAUCAGAAUCGAACGUCCACCAAGAAAGCAGAGUUGAAUCCAGUUUGGGAUGAAACUUUUGUAAUUAAAUCAAACAAACCGGAAGAAAAUACUUUGAUUCUCUCGGUAUUCGAUAGCGAUCUCGUUACCAAAGAUGACUUUAUGGGAACUAUUCAUAUUCCAAUUUCAGAUGCAGCAAUACUACCACUGAAUUCGAUCACCAGCGAAUAUUUCCUACAGCCAAAAGAAAAGAAACCUGGAUUCUUCAGUCGAUUGGCGCAUAAAGACGCCAACAGGAAAGAGGAAUUCGAAGCGCAUCUCAAUAGCGAUCAGAGUCUUGGUUCCAUUAAAUUGUCGUAUUACUAUGUAAAGCGAGAUCUCGAGAGAAACGAUUCGUUCGAUAUCGUUCCAGAGGAGAUAAAAAAGAUGAUCAAAAUCAAUCAUGAUCAACACAUGACAGAGUUGAUCGAUUACAUUGUAUCAAUACCAUCGUUUAAAUCAAAUUAUAUCUUCCCAGAGGAACUUCAUUCAAUGUUAAAGGAUUUCGAGCAAAGAGUUGGAAUAUCUUCAAUAACAAGAUUAACAUGUAUUAUCGAUCAUACAGUUCAAAUAUUUUUGAUAUCAAUGCAACAAUUGAAUUUAAUUAGUUCAACUUUAUCAUUGUUACAAAAAGAUUUAAUAGAAGAUAAAUCAAUUAAUUUAACAAAUGAAAUUAAUAACAAGUUGACUAUUUCUAUUAAAGCAUUGAAACAAAUCUUUAAGAAUGUGAUUUCAAGAUAUGGUUUAAGUUUUCCAGUCAAUAUGAAUGAAAGAGGUGAAAUCACUGGAAUUACUGAGGAGAAUGGUAAGCUACUGACACUCUCCAUAAAGAUAUUAAAUCAAAUCCACUCCAUCAGAAGUUUCCAAAAAGGAGAAGUCGAUGAUUCAUCAAAGUUUAAAUUGAAAAUCGAUAAAUAUGUUAUGGAUUAUUUCAAAAUAUUCUUUGGUAUGGUAAAAGAAAAUUCAGAGGUAUCAAUUGAAGAUUCUAAAGAUUUCCAGAAUAUAGUUGGAUUGUUGGAUGUUUACGAUGCCAUUGAAUUACAGAUAUCGAAUGACAUUGAUAUCUAUUCGAAAUACUUUGGUUCAGAGUUGUCAAAGAAAUCCGCUGUUGCCUAUUAUAAUCUUUUGAAAGAGGAAACCAUUUAUAUUCUCUCAAAAGAGACUGGUGUCUGCAUGGAAUCUUUCACUUUGUUGAAAAAGAUACAAAAGUUGCAUACUACCACUUUGAAACCAUAUAUCAAUGGUGUAUUUUCGCCAUUUGUUGAUAUGUGGGUUGAGGAAGCUAAAACUCAAUUCAAUACUUGGAUGACUAGAAGUAUUCAUAAUGAACAAUGGCGAUCGAUCGAUGCCAAGAAUAAGAUAUUACAUUCCAAUAGUGUUAUGGAUCUGUUCCACAUGUUUGAGAUUGGCAAGAAUCAUUUGAUCGGUCUGAAUCUGAAUGUCGAUAAGCAGCUGAUGACUUUCAAUCAGUUGGUGAUACAAUGCUAUCAAGACUAUUUAGAUUCGAUCAUGGAUGUGGUUUUAAUAGAGUUGGGAGAUGAUGAUUACUUCCAGAGGUAUCAAAGGGAUGUUUCUGCCGUCGCCAAGUUCCUCUCGAUCUUUAAGGACAUCGGUGGAAGUAACUCCCCAUCGAGAGAGCGUUCCUCAUCGGUCACCAAGAACACCUCGAUCAGUCUAUCGAUUUGUGUAAAGUUAAACUGCAUUGAGACAUCACGUCAACUUCUCGAUGACUUUAUAGAGAAUCUCACCUCGAAAUUCCAGUCGCUUCAAACCCCAAUCGAAGAUGCAUUCGCCAAAUCCAUAUCGAAUGCAAAGCGACAGAUUGAAUAUCUCACUGAUCUUGUCAUCGGAAAGAUUGGAUCGUUUGUCAACAUGUGUAUUGGCGACAUCAUUUCAAAGUCAGCCAGUAGCAGUAGCAAGACUACAUCUCCGCGUGGCGGCGGCGGCGGCGGUGGCGGAGGUGGUGAUGCCAAUGUUUGUGACGAAGCAAUGGUAUCGGAACUUCUGCAGCCAUUGUUUAGCUACUUGACUAAUGAACUCUCGCUGCUCAGCAGUAAUCUCUAUCAACCUACAUUCAGCAGAUUUAUUCGUGGUGUUUGGAUGUGCAUAUGGAAGGAAUGUGAACGUAUUCUCUUCCCGGAUUGCUCACUACAAAAGGUUGGCGACGACGUCAUCAUCAAGCAGAUCUACAUGAUGCUAUCGCUGUACAACCAGUUGGAAUCGUUCUUCUACUCUGACGGCGAUGGAAUGAGACUUGAGCUGCUGAGAUCACAUGCAUCACCACUGUUCCGAACGCUACCUAUCUACUUCUCACCGACACCGCUCCUCAUCGAGUUGCACAGACAGCUGGUGAGCGGAUCGAUGUCCAACUCUGUAAGUGUUACCAGUGCGACCGAUCUCACUGUCUCUUUUGAGAAGAUACCGGCACUGCCCAAACAAUUUGGACUGCCCGAUUUCAAGAAUCAUGAUACCAAGUUCAUUCUCUCGGAAGUUCACAUAAUGUCACCGCUUGCAUCUCGUCAAAAGGAAUCGGAGGCAAGCAAAUACGUUAAAUCCAACAAACAAAACUAUAAGAAUCGUUAUCUUAUCGAUAAGUUUGAACUACCAAACAAAUCAUUGAAUGUAGUAGAGAAAUUUAAAUGUAGAAGUUCAUUAGGUAUACCUACUAUUUUAUAUUUAGUUGAUGAUCAUCUAUGUAUUUCAACUAUACUUUCAUACAGUGAAACGAAUACAGCAAUUAAAUAUCAAUCGUUGACCAAGUUAAUCAAACAACACAUUCAAGACAAAGAGACUCUCACUGUAUUGGUAUCUGAGAAGUCUUAUGAUCUAUGGGGAUUCAAUGAUAGUAAGAAAUCGAAGCUCUACAAAACGGUUAUUCAAUUAGCAAGUAAAGUUAAUGAAGCUUUAAAGAUUGAAGAACCACAUAUAACACUCAAGAGUCAAGAUAUUGAACAUGAAUUCUUCUCUAAUUUAUUCAAAUUACCAAAGAAUGAGAAGAUCAUUGCCAACUACUCUUGUAUGAGAAAAGGAUUGUAUGGUAGAAUUACUAUCACCAAUCAUUAUUUCUGUUUCCAAAAUCAUAUUACAUCAUCAACCGAAAAAUAUGAAUGGACAGAAGUCAAUGAUAUUAAAAAGAUAAAUUCUCUAUUUACCAGUGGAAUACAAGUCACUAUUAGAAAUGAAAAGAUGAAAUUCAAUGGAUUUGAAAAUAGGGAUCAAUAUUUUAGUCAAAUUAUUGAAACAAAAACAAAAUCACUAUAA